AUGAAGAAAGCGUGGCGGCCUAGGGGACUUAGCCGGCCCCCCGACAUCAUCCGGAGACGACCACUCCAUCUGCCGCACUUCAACCGGAGCAACUUCGCCACUCUAGCCCAGGACACAAGGCCGUUCGACGUCGUAGUUGUAGGGGGCGGCCACGCUGGCACCGAAGCAUGCGCAGCAGCGGCGCGGGUCGGUGCGAGGACUGCACUCGUCACGCCCAAGCUCGAUAACCUCGGCGUGUGCUCCUGCAACCCCAGCUUCGGCGGCAUCGGUAAAGGCACAAUUAUCCGUGAGAUUGACGCCCUCGACGGCGUCGCCGCUCGCAUCAUCGACAGGGCCGGCGUCCAAUUCAAGGUUCUUAACCGCAAGAAGGGUCCCGCUGUCUGGGGGCCCCGCGCCCAGAUCGACCGCGCUCUCUACAAGAAGCACAUGCGUGAGGAGCUUCUCGCCUACCCCAACCUGUCCAUCAUAACCGGCAGUGUGUCCGACAUCGUCCUCGGCGAGGAGACGCACCCGGAUGGUGUCGCGCCUCCUAAGACGAAGAUCACCGGCGUGCGCCUCGAGUCUGGCGAGGUGCUGCCGACGAGCCAGGUCGUCAUCACGACGGGGACCUUUCUGAGCGGGGAGAUACACAUCGGGCUGACUGUAUACCCUUCGGGGAGGAUGGGCGAGAAGGCGACGUUCGGCCUGAGCAAGUCGUUGCGCGAGGCCGGGUUCAAGCUCGGUCGGCUAAAGACAGGCACGCCACCGCGGUUGCACAGGGGCAGUAUCAACUUCGACAUCCUUUCCGAGCAGCUUGGUGACGACCCCCCCGAGCCAUUCAGCUACCUUGAUGACCGCGUUGCCGUCGAGGACCAACUCCUCUGCUGGGCGACGUACACGAAUGAUCAGUCGCACGAGAUCGUGCGCCAGAACCUCGACAAGACGGUGCACAUCCGCGAGACCGUCGCCGGCCCGCGCUACUGCCCGUCGCUCGAGUCGAAGGUGAUCAAAUUCGGCCACAAGGAGCGCCACAUCGUCUGGCUCGAGCCCGAAGGCUUCGACAACGACACCAUCUACCCGAACGGGCUGUCGAUGACGAUCCCCGCCGAGGCGCAGGAGCAGCUGCUCCGAACAAUCCACGGGCUCGAAAACGUGCAGAUGACGCAGGCCGGCUACGGCGUGGAGUACGAUUACGUAGACCCGCGCGGGCUUCGGACCUCGCUCGAGACGAAAGCCAUCUCGGGGCUCUUCCUAGCGGGGCAGAUCAACGGCACGACGGGCUACGAGGAGGCCGCCGGCCAGGGUAUCGUCGCGGGAAUCAACGCUGGGCGCGCGGCGCGCGGGCUUCCCGCCGUCUGUAUCACCCGCGCCGACGGCUACAUCGGAGUCAUGAUCGACGACCUCGUAACCAAGGGCGUCUCGGAGCCGUAUCGCAUGUUCACGAGCCGCAGCGAAUACAGGAUGUCGGCGCGGGCCGACAACGCAGAUGCGCGGCUCACGCCCAAGGGGCGCGCGUGGGGCGUGGUGUCUGACGCACGAUGGGCGCGGUACGCGGAGGAGCGCGGGGCCGUCGACGCUCUCACGGGCGCUCUCGGCCGGUACGUGCUGAGCCCGCCAGCGUGGAUCGCGGCCGGCUUCGGCAACCGCAACGACACGCGGAAGCGCAGCGCGCUCGACAUGCUGCGGCUGCAGGGCGUGACGCUGGACGACCUGGCGGCGCACGUGCCGGAGGUGGCGGCGCACGGGGAGCGGGUACGGGCGCGGGUCGAGGUCGAGGCGCGGUACGCGCCCUACGUCAACCGCCAGGCGGCGGAGCGCGCCCUGUUCCUGCGAGACGAGACGCUGCGGCUGCCGGCGAACCUCGACUACGGGGCCGUGUUCGGGCUCAGCUCGCACGAGCGCGCGGCGCUCGCCGCCGCGCGCCCCGAGAGCCUCGGCCAGGCGCGCCGCAUCGAGGGUGUCACGCCUGCCGGCUGCGUUGUGCUGCUCGCUCACGUGCAAAAAGAGACGGCGCAGAGCAGGGGCGCGGGACGGAGUACGCGUGGAACCGGCGCCGUCGAGGAGGUGCUGGCGGACGAGACGGCGCCGCUGGGGCCCGAGGUCGAGGCCUUGGAUGCUGAGGCCAGGGCGAGGGAGCUGUGA
Molecule: messenger RNA, 2121 nt
Organism: Durotheca rogersii
Lineage: Eukaryota; Fungi; Ascomycota; Sordariomycetes; Xylariales; Xylariaceae
Product: glucose-inhibited division protein A subfamily
Exons: 2
Coding region: 1-2121 (706 amino acids)
Biological process (GO): tRNA wobble uridine modification; tRNA methylation
Cellular component (GO): cytosol
Molecular function (GO): flavin adenine dinucleotide binding
Source: RefSeq, a predicted model, not a curated record